CUGUUUUGCACGUGGAGGAGAACGUUCACCAACAUGGCCGCGUGCAGUGUGGAGGAGUUGUUAGCUAAAGCCGAGCAAGAAGAGGCUGAAAAACUACGAAGUAUCACCGUCCACAAAGAACUGGACCUGGACUUCGACAUCGGUAACCUGCUCGCUUGUGACAAAAACCGAAUCGAGUCCCGGGACUUCAGGGGACAGAAGAAGGAGGACUUCUUGCGGGGCUUAGCCCGAGACAACACUCAGCUUCUCAUCAACGAAAUAUGGAAGCUGCAGACGGAGCGGGUUGAGGAGGUGAUAGUCGCGAAACUACCGGAACCGACCACCCGGCUGCCGAGGGAGAAGCCCCCACCGAAGCCCAGACCUCCGACCAAGUGGGAGCAGUUCGCCAAAUUGAAAGGCAUACAGAAGAAGAAGAAGACUAAUCUGGUUUGGGAUGAAACUGCGAAGGAGUGGAGGAGGCGCUGGGGCUACAAGAGGGCCAAGGACGACACGAAGGACUGGCUGAUCGAGGUACCGGAGACCGCAGACCCGAACGAGGACCAGUUCGCCAAACGCGUCAAAGCCAAGAAGGAGCGAGUGGCCAAGAACGAGCUGAACAGGCUGAGAAACAUCGCCAGGGCGCAGAAAGCCAAAAUCCCCGGGGUGGGCCUGCUCCCCAAGACCCAGCAGUCCAAAGACGAGCUGUCCAGAGCCGUGUGCGUGGCCAGGACCUCCACAGCGUCCGCCGGCAGGUUCCAGGAGCGCCUGGCCAAGGAGAAAGCCCCCAAGAACUCGGGCAAGAAGAGGAAGUUCGAGCCUCUGAUCGGCGACUUCUCCAGCGAGAAGCAGCGACAGCUGGACCUGCUGAAGGUCCUGGACAGUAAGAGACCCAGGCUGGACAUCACCAAGGCUGUGAACACACAGAUGAGACAGGAGGACAGGGAGGAGGCCGCGGCUAAAUACAAGGGCAAGAAGGGCGCUGGAAGGAAAGGAGGCAAAGGAAGGGCUGGAGGAGGAGGUGGGAAGGGAGGAAAGGCAGGAAGAGGAGGUGGGAAGGGAGGAAAAGCAGCAGGAGGAGGAGGAGGGGGGAAGAGGAGGGGAAAACCUGGGAAACGCUGAGGACUCAGGUGACCUGGACCAGAGCUGGACUUCAAACCACCCUGAAUGUGACUGGGUUCUGGUUCUGCUGGACAAACUGAAAUACACUUAAUGAUGCAGAACAAAACAGCUUUUUGUUUUUAUUUCACAUCGAUACAGAACUCAAAGUCUUUAUCCAAUUUAAAAAAAAAAUGGACUAAAAAUUUGACAUAAAUUUGCAGRUUUAAUAAGAUUUUUAUGAAUGUGAGUCGUUAGGUGUUAAAUGUUUUAAAGUGUCCACUGUCGCCAUUUUUUCCCUCCAUAACUUAUGAGUUAAACUAUUUGGAGCAAAAAUUCUGUUGCUGAAGUUUAUAGAGAAGCUUUAAAAACUACUGACAGCUUAUCAUUAAGAGCUGUUUAAUGACUAUAUUUUUCUGUGUGCAACACCUGUCAAACUUCAUUUUCCUGAAUUAUAAAAGUGUCAGUGUUUUUAUCUCUAAAACACAUGUCUUGUUUGGGAUUAUAUUGUCAAAGUUUAUAUAAAUGAUGACAAAUUAUAAAACCUUGAGAAUUUAUUUGAACUA
Austrofundulus limnaeus is the source of this 1640-nucleotide messenger RNA. It is a transcript of the gene rrs1, whose product is annotated as ribosome biogenesis regulator 1 homolog. Gene Ontology annotation, molecular function: protein binding. NCBI's taxonomy places the organism in Eukaryota, Metazoa, Chordata, Actinopteri, Cyprinodontiformes, Rivulidae. The record is from RefSeq and is a predicted model, not a curated record. Bases 34 to 1098 code for a protein of 354 amino acids. Gene Ontology annotation, biological process: ribosomal large subunit biogenesis; endonucleolytic cleavage in ITS1 to separate SSU-rRNA from 5.8S rRNA and LSU-rRNA from tricistronic rRNA transcript (SSU-rRNA, 5.8S rRNA, LSU-rRNA); ribosome biogenesis. The transcript has a single exon. Gene Ontology annotation, cellular component: preribosome, large subunit precursor; nucleolus; nucleus.